AUGUCCUCAGAGGAGGUCAAGUUUGUUGCCCCCUAUCGCAAGGGUUUGGCUAUGGCAUCAUUAUUGGAUUGGGUUUCGCUUUUGCGUUGCCACGCUAAUAAGGGAUCCACUUACAGAUAUCAGCAUGAAGUCCAGACAUCUGAAAUGUUCUCGACCGCCGGACGGUCUGUAAAGUCGGGUUUGGUCGCCGCAGCUGUUGUCAGUAGUUGGACUUGGGCAGCUACCCUUCUGCAAUCUUCAGCUGUGGCUUACCAGUACGGUGUCUCGGGCCCUUCUUCUAUGCUUCAGAUUAUAUUGUUUGCGACACUCGCCAUCGAGCUCAAAAGACGAGCCCCCAACGCCCAUACCUUCCUGGAAGCUCUCCGCGCGCGAUAUGGAACUGCAGUGCAUCUAGUGUUCAUUGUAUUCUGCCUCAUGACCAAUAUCCUCGUCACUGCCAUGUUACUCACUGGUGGUUCCGCCGUUUUGACUUCUUUGACUGGGGUUCACACAGCUGCAGCCUGUUUCCUACUUCCCAUAGGUGUUGUGCUCUACACACUUUUUGGCGGUAUCAAAGCAACAUUUAUCACCGACUACAUGCACACUGUGGUCAUUAUCGUUGUUAUAUUCAUCUUCGCGUUCUCCGCCUAUGCAACGAAUGCGGAGCUGGGAUCUCCUGGCAAAGUGUAUGAUGCACUGGUUGCAGCCUCUGAGCUUCAUCCAGUGGAAGGCAACGCUCAAGGCAGUUACCUUACCAUGAGGUCCAAGGAAGGGGGGAUUUUCUGGGUGAUUAACCUUGUCGGUAACUUCGGCACUGUGUUCCUUGACAAUGGAUACUACAACAAAGCCAUUGCGGCAAGUCCUGUCCACGCUUUUCCCGGAUAUGUCAUUGGAGGUCUGUGCUGGUUUGCUAUACCCUGGCUGUGCGCGACCACCAUGGGAAUCUCUGCACUUGCCCUCGAGGGGGCCCAAAGAAUUAGCUCCGACGAUGUCACCGCUGGCCUUGUACUGCCAUUCGCUGCUGUCAAGCUUCUGGGCUAUAGCGGAGCUGUAUGCACGACCCUUAUGGUAUUUAUGGCAGUUACUUCGGCAUUCUCAGCUCAGUUGAUUGCGGUCUCCUCUAUCGUCACUUACGAUGUCUAUCAGGCGUACAUCAACCCUGCCGCCAAGGGCAAGAGAUUAGUGUGGGUCUCUCACAUGUCUUGUAUUGCCUUCGCUCUCAUCAUGGCUGCAUUCGCGACAGGGCUCUACUACGCCGGAAUUGGCAUGGGCUAUCUGUACUUGCUUAUGGGUGUCAUUAUCUCCUCUGCAGUGUUUCCCGGGGCCAUGACUCUUGUCUGGAAGCAACAAAAUUGGAUUGCUGCCGCAUGCUCACCGGUCCUUGGACUUGCGGUGUCACUUAUUGCCUGGCUCGUGACCGCCAAGAAGGAAUAUGGUGAACUUACCGUCGCAAGUACCGGGGCGAACUACCCUAUGCUUGCCGGUAACGUCGCGGCUCUGCUCAGCCCGAUCAUAUUCUCGCCGGCUCUGACAUACCUUUUCGGCACUCAAAACUAUGACUACGAGUCGAUGCGGUCUAUUCGCAAAGUCGACGAUACAGAUGUCGCAGCGGCCGCGCACGUCGACAUCGAACUAAUUCCCGGCGAGCUCGACGUACGCGAUGCACAAGCGGAGGAAGAGGAACAGCGCAAACUCAACAAGGCGGCUCUCUACUCUCGUACGCUGACCGUCGGCAUGGUGGUCUGCUUUCUGCUGUUGUGGCCAAUCCCCAUGUAUGGCUCUUCAUACGUUUUCAGCAAGAAGUUUUUCACCGGCUGGGUGGUUGUUGGUUUGAUCUGGCUUUUCUGCACUACAUUUGGUGUUGUCAUCUUCCCUCUCUGGGAAGGUCGCCAAAGUAUCAUGCGGGUCGUCAGACUCAUGGCCCUCGAUGUCACAGGGAAGAGGCCGGCCCUUGUUGACCAGAAAUCACGAGAGCACGAAGAUACCUCUUCUGGUGUUGCGACACCAACAGAGAAGAUGGAACCAAAGACAGGCAUUUGA
Molecule: messenger RNA, 2019 nt
Organism: Aspergillus novofumigatus IBT 16806
Lineage: Eukaryota; Fungi; Ascomycota; Eurotiomycetes; Eurotiales; Aspergillaceae
Product: sodium:solute symporter family protein
Exons: 7
Coding region: 1-2019 (672 amino acids)
Biological process (GO): urea transmembrane transport; spermidine transport; putrescine transport
Cellular component (GO): plasma membrane
Molecular function (GO): urea transmembrane transporter activity; spermidine transmembrane transporter activity; putrescine transmembrane transporter activity
Source: RefSeq, a predicted model, not a curated record